UAGCAUUUCAUAUAGACUUGUUCAAAUACAUAUUUAAAUUGAACUAUAUUCUUAAGUUACUGAAAAUUACCUAAUCAACUUAAUGUUUACCAGAAAGUUGUGCAAUUUGAAAAAUAAUGGCAUUUGGUUACGCUCGGCGGCUCAUAAAAAAUACAGCAAGGAUAGUCAAGAAUAUUCCAAAGUCGUGUCCCGUGCUGAGAAGAUCGUGGGCGGUCCUCUCUCCUUCGGCACCCACUGGCUCAAGAACGAGUUAGAUGACACCGCCAUUCUUUUGAAAAAACUGGUAAAAACGAAUCCUCUUCUAAAGUACGUGAAGAACCAACUAACUAGCUCAGAGAGCAAGUUGCGACAUGGCCUAGUAGUCCUCCUUGUCUCUAAGGCAGCCGGGUUCGACGAAAAAGAUUUCACCAAUCAGCAUGAUUCAGGAAUACUUCACUCCCAACGAGCCCUGGCUGAAAUGCUCGACAUGCAAUGCACCGGCCUCAGAAUCCAUCAAACCAUUAUGAACUCGCACAAGAAGGAGAAAUCAGGAGAUAAACAGCAGCAACAUGAAGAGAAUAAAGUCGUUCUCUUGUCAGGGGACAUCUUACUGGCCAAAGCCCUACAGAAUUACGCAAACAUCUGCAACAACGAAGUGCUUGAACUUAUCUCCUGUGGUCUGCGGGACCAGAUCGAAGCGGAGUUCCUGGGCGAACGUGGGGCGGACAACCAACCUAUUCCUUCCAAGCCUAAAGUGGGCCAAGAGGUUCGCCGAUACGACUGGGAGAACGAAUACAACUUGGAGAAGCUCGGCAGCGAGCCGUACCUCGGGCAAGGCAAGGAGGAGUGGGUGCUCCGGACCAUGCUGCAGGCCGGCAGCAUCCUCGGCAAGGGCUGCCAGGGCGCCCUGAAGCUCGCGCGCCGCGGCGAGGACAUGGAGCGAAGCGCGUACAUCCUCGGUGGCCAUCUGGCUCUUAUAUGGCAGUUGUAUUUAGACAUAAAGGACUACUUCACUGGUGAUUCGUAUUCUUUAGUCUGCGCACCGGUUGUCAUGGCUCUUUGGGAGUAUCCUUCCAUCUACGACUACGUUAUACAGAAGGGUAACUUAAAGGAAGUGGGCGAUGCGGUACGGAGCACGCGUUGUAUGAAUUCCCUUUUCAGUCUUUUGGAUGAGGAGCUGGCAUUCAUCUUAAAGUACAGCGAUGGACUAUCAGUGGAUGACGCCCGCAAAGCCCUUCAGAAUAUCGCUUGGACAAUCUAUAGAGAAGCAGUUAAGAUAAUAGAAUAUGAAACAAAUAAACAUAAUCAGUAA
Molecule: messenger RNA, 1291 nt
Organism: Leguminivora glycinivorella
Lineage: Eukaryota; Metazoa; Arthropoda; Insecta; Lepidoptera; Tortricidae
Product: all trans-polyprenyl-diphosphate synthase PDSS2-like
Exons: 6
Coding region: 83-1291 (402 amino acids)
Biological process (GO): ubiquinone biosynthetic process; isoprenoid biosynthetic process
Cellular component (GO): mitochondrion; transferase complex
Molecular function (GO): prenyltransferase activity
Source: RefSeq, a predicted model, not a curated record